AGUCCAACCGAUGGACUGGAAUUUGGAGCUACUGCACGAGUCAUCUGCGACGAGGGCUUCCGCCUGGUUGGACCAGAGACGAGAAGUUGCCAAGGUGACAAGACAUGGAGCGGAGAGGGUAACAGUUGCAAAGAAAUUGAAUGCGCGAAGCCGAUGCUUGAGUAUGGCAGUGUGACUGUCAAGACGCCCAUAAAGUAUGGAGACAUAGCCAUAUUUAGCUGUGAGGCCGGCCGGACUCUGAUCGGAAAGAAGACAGCAUUCUGCGUUGGGGAUAACAAAUGGUCCCAGAAGAUUCCUGCAUGCAUUGAUACCUGCGAGGUACCCCGUGUGAGCAAGGGCGAUGUGCGACAACUAAACGAAGAUUAUUACAGUUAUGCCAGAUAUACCCGGUUCUACGAGGACAGGGUAGAAAGUGGAAUGAGUCUCUAUGUCAAGUGCGAAUGGCGUUACAGUCUAAUUCCAGAAGCAAACACAUACGAGGGCUACAGAAAGAUGACUUGUGUGGAUGGCGCUUGGGACAGUGAACCAAAGUGCGAACCAAAGUCAUGUGAACAAACGCCGUCUCAGCUGAAUCAUGGGAUCACAACGUUUGACGGACUGGAACACGGAUCCCGAAUCCGAUAUUCCUGUGAUCCAGGCUAUACUCUCUCUUAUUACCAGAACAGAACCUGUGUAUAUGGCAGAUGGACUGGUAGAAAACCCUGGUGCAAAAAAAAUUAUUGUUCGUAUCCAAAAGAUUUACCCCUGGGUAUGGAAGUGAUGGAUGACUCAACAGCUACUAGAUUCGAGCACGACGCUAUUCUGAAAUUGCAAUGUAGAAAGGGAUAUAGAACUGUUCAUAAGGGAAUCAGUCCGCAAUUGACAUGUUACAACACCACGUGGGAAAUCAAUGGAAAUCUUCAAUGUGAGUCUGAACCUUGUUUUUACGAAGCGAAACGGUUUGAGGAAGUAAUAUCUCAAACAUACACAGAGGACGGCAAAUUAAGUCACAACUCCACUCUCGAGAUAAGAUGCAAAUAUCCUAGACGGUUUCAUUUGAAGGAUGGUGUCUCCAAAGCCAGAUGCCAUUACGGAGAAUGGCAACCCAGGGUCCCCAGUUGUGAAGCAGAGUCGUGUGAAUUACUGGAGAGCAUUACUCACGGGAGAAUCAUCUAUUCCGAUGACGACACGGCCAGAGUUACAAAACGUGUCCCCCACCAGGCGACGGCUAAACUAGUUUGUGACAUGGGUUACAGGAUAGCGAAAAACAACAUGACCCACUGUGUCUACGGAAGAUGGUCGCCGAGUAGUGCUCUGGCUUGUGACCCUGAAUCGUGUCAAGGAUAUGACGAUUUAGGCAGAGCAGGGGGUUAUCCUGCAUCUGACGGAGAUAUAAGGCAAGUUUUCUGUCCUCGUGGCUAUCACAUUGACAAGUUAACCAUUGAUGGAGAGUUUCUCUAUACAAGGAACGUCACUGCUGAAUGCUCCUUGGGCGAAUGGCGGCCGAUGGUACCCGAAUGUAAACCAGAUCCGUGCAAGUUACCGUCCUGGGGAAAUGUGGACAUGCGCUACGAGAAUGGGACAGGUGAUGUUGACGUCAUCGUUAGUCAUGACAUCAACGUCACGUUCUCCUGUGUCGAUGGUUACGUAUGGGAAAACGAAACAACUGACAUCACAGAUCUGAGUCUCAGCUGUCAAUCUGGAGAAUGGAUUGGGCCUCUUCCUCCUAAAUGCAUUCCAGAUGGAACGGGCUGUCUGGAUCCUGGGGACAUCCAAAAUGCAAACAAGACAAAUGUCCGGAUAGCGGACAAUGGAUAUUAUCCCAGCGGUGAAUUGCUGACCUACGAGUGCCACAAAGGUUUCCUUGUUGACGGGAUGAUCAGGAACCAGGAAAUCUUCUGUUUGGGAAAUGGAACUUGGAGCGACAGUCUUUUCAAUUGCACAGCCCUGACCUGUGACAAACCUGAAAGCAUUAAAGACGGAUCGUAUUCUCCAGUAAAAGAGCUGUACUUUUUUAAUGAAUCUGUCACCUAUUCGUGUGAGAAUCCUAAGACAGUUUCUGGCUCAGAGAUUUUAACAUGCACGGAGGAUGGACAGUGGAAUAAAUGGAAGCCUGAAUGCAAAGUACCGAAAUGUCCCGAUCUACCUUGGCCUGAGAAGGGGCGUCGAGUGGGCAGCGGUCGGCAGGUCGGGGACAUUGUUUCUUUUGAAUGUAACGCUGGGUACAGUGUGCACGGCUCCAAGGCGAGAACCUGCCAAACCAACAAAGAGUGGAGCGGAGAAAUAACAACAUGUGUUGCGGAUCUCGACCAGUGUGUCAUUCCCAAAGAAGGUAAGGAUGUCAGAUCGGUGUACCAUGAUGUCGGCAAACAUAGCCUGGAUGUUAGAAUGGGGGACCGCGUGAAAGAAGGGACCGUAAUGCUGUCCCGAUGUGAGCGGUUUACAGACAUGUACUUCAUCGGGGACCCAAAACGUGUUUGCGAGCACGGACAAUGGAUUGGUGUGGAGCCCAAGUGUACAUACACUUACCUUACUGAAGGCGCAUAUUCCCGUCGGUAUUAUCACGAGGUGUCUCGUCCUGCACGCGGAAUCUCCAUAUCAGAUGAAGGUCAUUUAGAGGUCAGAAAGGGUUCUACCGUCAUUCUUACUUGCCAGUUUGGAGAGGAACAAGUUUGGUCAUCUAUGAAAGGUUUACAUUCUGCUGAGAUGGUAGAAAAGCCCGUAGAAUAUUACGCUGAUGGAGGAAGAAAAAUAGUGUCUAGCAAGCUGAGAAUUACAGAUGCCGACUCGCAUCACUCGGAUACUUAUUUUUGUUCCAGAUCACGCAGAUCCAUUCCCACAGGAACAUUUACAAUAACGGUAACUUGAAUCCAGCCACUUGAAUUUUUAUUGCCGUGUACGUGAAUCUUUUUCUGCAACGAUAUUUUGUCCUCGAAAUACAAUAAAAGCCUUCAUGUCACACAGA
Liolophura sinensis is the source of this 2944-nucleotide messenger RNA. RefSeq names its product sushi, von Willebrand factor type A, EGF and pentraxin domain-containing protein 1-like. The transcript is spliced from 15 exons. The record is from RefSeq and is a predicted model, not a curated record. Lineage: Eukaryota; Metazoa; Mollusca; Polyplacophora; Chitonida; Chitonidae. The coding region runs from base 154 to 2847 and encodes 897 amino acids.